Messenger RNA from Apodemus sylvaticus (European woodmouse), 9431 nucleotides. RefSeq names its product CCR4-NOT transcription complex subunit 6 like (gene Cnot6l). The transcript has 12 exons. Gene Ontology annotation, biological process: nuclear-transcribed mRNA poly(A) tail shortening. Gene Ontology annotation, molecular function: poly(A)-specific ribonuclease activity; protein binding. Gene Ontology annotation, cellular component: CCR4-NOT complex; nucleus; cytoplasm. Lineage: Eukaryota; Metazoa; Chordata; Mammalia; Rodentia; Muridae. Bases 659 to 2311 code for a protein of 550 amino acids. The record is from RefSeq and is a predicted model, not a curated record.
CUCUCCUCCUCCUCCUCCUCCUCGCACUCUCUGCACCUUGUUAUUAAUCUCUAAAGCGAUAGCGCCCGGACUCCUCUCCCCGGCCCUCGGGGUUGUGAGCGUGUGUGAAUUAGAGCGAAGGCACCGAAAGCUCGCGUCUCUCUGUCUCUCCCUCUUUCUCUCGCUGCUCGGCCCCGGCCUCGCUCGGCAGCUACCCGGCUCGGCAGCAACCCCCGCAGCGGCAGCAGCCUCAGCGCCAGGAGGCCAAGGCCAAGGGCGGGCUCCGCGAGGUUUUCGCAGCAGCGGCAGCGGCGUCUCCGGCGACCGCGGGCCCUCUCCUGCGCGCCCCGGUCCUGCGCCCCGCGGCGCGGCGCGGCGCGGCCCGCGUUCCCCCUCCCCGCCCCCCGAUCCGUCUGCUCUGCGCUCCCUUCGGCCGCCCUCCGCCGCCUCGGUGGUUCCUCAGGCGGCCCGGCCCGGCCCGCCCGCCCCGCGUCCCCUCCGGCCGGUGCCUCUCCCCCCGGCGGGCUGCCUGCAUGUCUUUACUGCCCUCAGCCCCGCCGCCACCGCCGCCGCCGCCUCCCCCGCCGCCGCAGCCCCAGCAGAAGCAGCAGCAGCCGCCUCGCCGCCGCCGUCGUCGCCGCCGCCCGGACCCUGGCGCGCUGAAUGCAGACUAAUAGGGAUGCCAAAGGAAAAAUAUGAUCCUCCAGAUCCUCGCAGAAUUUACACCAUCAUGUCAGCAGAGGAGGUAGCCAAUGGGAAGAAAUCUCACUGGGCAGAAUUAGAAAUCUCGGGUAGAGUGCGGAGCUUAAGUACAUCGCUCUGGUCACUGACACACUUGACAGCACUGCACCUAAAUGACAAUAACCUUGCUCGCAUUCCGCCUGACAUUGCCAAGCUUCACAAUCUGGUUUACCUGGAUCUGUCAUCCAAUAAACUCAGAAGUUUACCAGCAGAACUAGGAAACAUGGUGUCUCUCAGGGAAUUGCUUUUAAAUGACAAUUAUUUACGGGUUUUGCCUUAUGAACUUGGCCGGCUCUUCCAGCUACAAACUCUAGGUUUAACAGGCAAUCCUUUAUCACAGGAUAUUAUGAGCUUAUACCAGGACCCAGAUGGAACCCGAAAGCUACUGAACUUCAUGCUUGACAAUCUUGCAGUUCAUCCAGAGCAGCUUCCUCCGAGGCCAUGGAUUACAUUAAAAGAACGAGACCAAAUUCUGCCAUCAGCAUCAUUCACGGUUAUGUGUUACAAUGUGUUAUGUGAUAAAUAUGCUACCAGGCAGCUAUAUGGCUAUUGUCCGUCCUGGGCAUUAAACUGGGAAUACAGGAAAAAGGGAAUUAUGGAAGAAAUUGUUAACUGGGAUGCAGAUAUCAUUAGUCUUCAGGAAGUGGAAACAGAGCAAUACUUUACUCUCUUUCUGCCAGCAUUGAAAGAUCGUGGAUAUGACGGAUUUUUUUCUCCAAAGUCACGUGCCAAAAUCAUGUCUGAGCAGGAAAGAAAGCAUGUGGAUGGUUGUGCAAUAUUCUUCAAAACAGAAAAAUUUACAUUGGUGCAGAAGCAUACAGUGGAAUUCAACCAGGUAGCAAUGGCAAAUUCAGAUGGAUCUGAAGCAAUGCUAAACAGAGUAAUGACAAAAGAUAACAUUGGCGUUGCUGUGGUUUUAGAGGUCCACAAGGAGCUCUUUGGAACAGGUAUGAAGCCUAUUCAUGCUGCAGACAAACAGCUGCUUAUAGUGGCAAAUGCUCACAUGCAUUGGGACCCAGAGUAUUCUGAUGUGAAACUGAUUCAGACCAUGAUGUUUGUCUCAGAGGUUAAAAACAUUCUGGAGAAAGCCUCAAGUAGGCCUGGCAGCCCAACUGCAGAUCCCAAUUCCAUCCCGCUGGUGCUAUGUGCAGAUCUUAACUCAUUGCCAGAGUCAGGUGUUGUGGAAUAUUUAAGCAAUGGAGGAGUAGCUGACAACCAUAAAGACUUCAAGGAACUACGGUACAAUGAGUGUCUUAUGAAUUUCAGCUGUAGUGGAAAGAAUGGAAGCUCAGAAGGGAGAAUCACACAUGGCUUCCAACUUAAGAGCGCCUAUGAAAAUAACUUGAUGCCUUAUACCAAUUACACCUUUGAUUUCAAAGGUGUGAUUGACUACAUUUUCUAUUCCAAGACUCAUAUGAACGUGCUUGGUGUCCUGGGGCCUUUAGAUCCUCAAUGGCUGGUUGAGAACAACAUCACUGGGUGUCCGCACCCUCACAUCCCUUCAGACCACUUCUCACUGUUAACACAACUUGAACUCCACCCUCCACUCCUGCCUCUUGUCAAUGGUGUUCACUUGCCUAAUCGGAGGUAGUGGAGUACAGCCCCGCAGAGACGGGGAUUUGUCGCUAUGGACCUGUACAGUUGUAAAUCAAAGUAUGUAGGAGUGAAGUAUGGCCAUCUUUAACGCUGCUUUUUCAGGUUCCUUUCACUAUGUGUUUGCUAUAAGACUUUGUAUAUUUUUGUGCAUACUGAUAUCAUUUGGCACUAGGGCUGGAACCAAAGUAUUACUGUCUGUCUCUAUCUAUCCAAAAGCUUAAUAUACUUUAAAAUUGGAUUUAUUUUCCUAUUGUAUUAGGAACCAACAUUCACAAUUGAUAAAUCACUAAUUUGAGACCCCACACCAAUGUUGUUCUCUAAAAACAAAUACAUUCUUUUGAAUGUUUUCAAGUAAGUCAAUCAUUUUUGUAAACGGUGAUUUUUAAAAACUCCAAAUACAAGAUUUUCAAUUGAAUGAUGGUAUGCCUUAUAGGAAAAACUUUUGAGUUUCUGUUUUCUUUCAUAACAAGCUGAAUUUUGGCUCUCAAGUCAUUUGCACAUUAACAAAGCACUUAAAUUUGCUUGAUUUGUACAUUAACUAUGAUAGCCACUAGCUAUAACAAGACAAUUUGACAAAUGAAAGAUAAUUGCAUAAUGUGCUUUAAAAUCAAGCAUAGUUUGUGACAGGUUGCUGGCCAAAUGCUGGUUGCUUUGUUUGAGGAAUCACUUUUCUCCUUUUCUUUUUCUUUUUCUUUUUCGUUUUCUUUUUUUUUCUCUUCUCUUCUCUUCUCUUCUCUUCUCUUCUCUUCUCUUCUCUUCUCUUCUCUUCUCUUCUCUUCUCUUCUCUUCUCUUCUCUUCUCUUCUCUUCUUCUCUCUCAUUUCUUCUCUUUACUUUGUCUGCCUAUUAGUCCUAGUCUUUGUAAAAGUAUCAACUCUAAGCCUGUCUCUCAAGUUCAUUUAUAAGGAAAUAGCAGAUAAUACUGCCAUACAUCUUGAAAGUAAAAUUUGGUGUUUUUAGGAUGCCCACAAAAUUAGUGUCUGGUAUUUUUCAUUUUCAUGCCCACCCUUUUUUAUUCUGUCUGGUUGUACUAGAAAAAAUAUGAUCUAUAUCUUUACCACUACAUGUAAGGAAAAUUGCUGAAUGAAAAGCCCAUGGUUAGAGUUUCAGAAAAGGAAAGCCAGAUAAUAUACAUGUUUUCUAAAGUAAAAUGGGUGUUUGUUGUUUUGGUUUUUUGUUUCAUUUUAAGAUAAAAGUAGAGAUGAUUUUGAAGAAAAGACAGAUUUGGGGAAGUAAUUGAAAACCUUGGAUCAUUUAUUUUCUGACUCUAGCUGCCAAAUGGCCAUCAUAUGCUUUUAAUCUUCGUUGCCAUUCUGUGUAGAUUUGAAUUUAGCUACUGUUUUAUUCCCAAAGUUUGAUGCCUCUAGAUGUAUUGGAAAUCCCCCGCCAUUUGUUGUUGUUGUCCAGGAGGUACCACUUGAAAAUCUUUCUUAAGAGGCAGAGAGCGUAAACACCAUUUUGUGGGGAGAAAAUUAGUUGGCAAAAUUAGAAAGUGUUAAUUAUGGCACAGUAACAUUGGAAAAGGUUGUGUCUGUGUUUUUAAGUUUUUCUUUAUUCUGCUUUUUUGCUGCUAUAAGAGUUUUCUGAAAUUUAUAUUUUAAACUUUUCAUGCACUUUACUGUUUCUAGUAUCAAAGUGUGAUAUUUUUAAUAAACAAGAAAUUUUCCAUUAUGUGAUGAAAUUUUAAAAGAAAAUAGCCUAUAUUUGUGUCUCACUAAUAUAUAAAGUACAAGUCAAAUUUAAAUUAUUUAAUUAGUUUUAAAUAUAUACAAAUUGUCUCCUCUUCCAAACCUGACAUCUUAGGCUGUUUUAUUAGUCUUAAAUGAUACAUUUCCUAUGGUCAUUUUAUACUAAUUUCUUCCAUAGUUCACUGAUCAGGCUAUAUAAAAGAAUAUUUUCCCAAAGGGUAAUUUUAGUGGGAUGAGGGUGGUGGGGUGAUAUAAUAUCACACAGGACUGCAUCCAGAAGAGCUCUGUAAAGCCUAAACUCCCUUUUAAAAGUGCCUAGUGACAGAGGCAGUGCCAUCUAUUGUAAUUGGAAUGUCGUUGUAGUUCAGCAAAGUUUGAUGUAAAUAAAAUAUUCUUUUAAAAAUGUUAAAGUACCUGAAUAAACAAACAAAAGAAUCCCUUGCUGAAAGAUUUUCCUCAGUGUUCAGGUGUCCCUUCUUAUAUACCUCAAGCAUCCAACAUCUAGCCAUGAAGACUGAUUACCUGAAGCAUAGUACUGGAAAGUAGAAUAGCAUGAAAAACUUAACUUUGUGGACAUUACCUUUUUCUGUAAUCAGCUACUGUAUGUUUAGUUUAUAUCUUUUGUUGGGGUGGGUUUUCUGCUCUGGAGGUAUAUGCACUAACAGAACAUUCUUCUUUGUUCAUAGACGCAUGUUAAUUAGCAAUGUGAGCAAUAUUUCCUACCAUACUUCACUCCCAAUAUUUUUGAGAUGUUUGUAUAAAAUGAAAUUUAAAGUUCACUUAUGAUUGUAUAUGAACCACAGAGGAGCCCAUUUAUUAAUACAAAUCUUUUUUAAUAGUUAAAUGUAGAGGGGAAAAUAAAAAAAAUUGGGAAACAUUGUAAACAGCUUAAGUUUAUUUUGUGUAUGAUUGAGGCACUCUGUUGCAAGAAGGUGUGUAAUUGGGUCUCUCUGCUUCCAAAUGCACUCUUUCAAACCAUUCAUUAUCCUGUGUAUUUUAAUGUGGUUUUCGUAAAUGUUGGUAGUAGCUAUGUUGAAGUAGGUGAUUGUGUUUUGUUUGGGGUGGCAAACACCUAGGGCAUGGUAUUCCAAAUUUCAUGUGCACGGUUUCCCUUUAACCUCUUGCCCAAAUUUCACACACUGUUUCCCCUUGUUCCCUUUGUAAAAGGAGUGGUAUCUUGUUUUGAGCUGCCAGUUCAGAUGAUCAGAAAUGCUGCUGUCCUCAGCAUUGUCUUGUUAAAUGCAUGCCAUUUGAAACUUUGGCAGUGAGAAGCCCAAAGAACAAGGUGAAUGACAUGGUAUAUAGUCAAUAAAAGUGAAAUAUAUAUGCUCAUAUACUUUUUAGUUCUCAGAAUAAGUUAAUAAGCUUUAUGCCUUUGGGCUGCUGCAUAUUUUAUCUGAUAAGAGAAAAUUUGGGCAUUUUUAGAUUAUGCUAUGUAUUUUUUUAAAUGUUAAAUAUGAUUUCUGGUAAUUGUCUUAAGAACUGGAGUGUUAAAUUUAUUAAAAUGGUGUUGUUUGAAAAAGGGGAAACUGCACUGUUUGCCAUUAUAAAAGUAAUACAAGUGCAUGUCAAGUCACCCACUGUCAAGCAUCAGUAUCCUCAUAGCUUUACACACUUUGAUGGGGAAGAUUGCAGCAUUCUCAGGACUGACAUCUGGAAAAGGCUCAAAUCACUUACUGCUCCUUGCUUGUUGACUUUGUUUUACAAUAUUGUGCCUGGUGUCAACUUUUAAGCAACAGCACUGCCUAAAAGCAAGCAGAGAACAGAAUCCCAGCACCAUUCUAUAGGCAACUUUUUAGACUUCAGAUACAGUAAAUCUGUUCAAGAUUUAUGAUGUUUUAUGUAAAAAAAAAUUUUGUACAACAUAGCUGAUAUUUUUGUUUGAUUUAUUUGAUGUAAGGCGUGUGAACAUUCAUUCGAAUAUCACAUGUUAAAGUCAGGUAUGGCACAAUGGGUUCCGAGACCAGCUUCCCUACCCCCUCCCAUUUGCCUUGUUCUAAUCUCUUUCUUUUCAAAUUACAUUUCUGGUAUUCAUAGGCAGAUAUUUAAUUUUACUGAUAAGCAUCCUGUGUGAAUGUACUUUAAAAGCCACUAUGUUUUAGUGUUAUAGUUUGUAGAAUUAUGAAACUUCUCCUCCUCCCCCUUUUUUCUUGUUGUCUUAAAGUCAUAAAUCACUGAGAAGGGAGAAAGUUAAAAUCUAUCCAAGACUCAUAUCACUUGAAUCUGUGGCAGAUUAUGUUAAAAAUUGAAGGUGUGGCAAUUAAAGCUAGAACAUGGACAAUAUUGUGCUGUUAAAAAUUCUGUCUCCUGAGUAUGUCUUGUCAAUAGGUGAAAUUUUAAGUCUGUAUUGUACUUCCAAGAAUUAGCAAGAAUCACACAUACCACCUGUAUACUCAAUAGCAAAUAGUAAAGGGAAGGGGAAGUACCAAGGAACAAUAGGUUGAGUGAGCUCCUUGAAGGGACCAGGAACAUAGAAUGUCAUUUCUAACACAAGGCUAAAUUUCCUAGUGUUAAAAUUUUAUGUCAGCCUAAUACUGAUUUAAAAUUUCAUCUUUUAAAUUCUUGAGUUUUUUGAAAUAUUUUAAUAGUUUCGCAAAGUAUGCUAACUGGUUCGUAGCUUCAGUCACAGAAAACAAAUUGUAUUUCAGUAAUGGUCCUGUAGCAAGCAAGAAUUCUUAGUCACAUGUUCAAAGUAACAAAUAUUUUGACUGAAAUGUGAGCUGUCAUGUUUGUAAGGUUGUUUUGUUCCCUCCCCCAUAAAACCCAAAGUAACACCUUUCUAAUGUGUUAAAAAUUUGUUUACCGACUUUUAUUUGGUUUGUAUCCUUUUUGUAUGACUUUUGUGUAUUAGAAGUAGAUAAAUUAAGUAGAGACAUUAGACUUAUUUUUAUAAAUCAGGAACUUAAACUGAAGUUAUGAAUUUGUAGACAGAAGAGAGCAUUUAUGCUUAUGAUUGCUCUGGAAGAUUUUAAUUCUUAUAAAUGCACCAUGAUUCCCAAAUUUAAAAUUCAAACACGAGUAAAUGCUAGCACAUCUUUAACCUGCUUAUUUACCAAAGUUUAAGAAUAGGGUCCCAAGAGCAUCUUUCGUAAUUGCCACCUGAAUGCUUAAAAAGAUAAAAGAAAAACCCUUAUGUGUUCUGAGCAAGAGCCACAGAAAGAAAACCAGGAAGAGAAGCAGAAAGGCAGGAGCCUGCUCAGGAAGAGGAUAAGGAAGAGUGUGUAUGCUUGUUCUGACCAAAUGCAUUCAUGUAAAUGUCUCAGGUAAAAGGCCUGUAGGAAGAAGCAGAUUCCAGGGAAAGUUUUAUUAAUACAGUAAUUUUGGCAUAAGUUUGGUUAACUUGGUUUAUUCUAAACUUGAUUUAUUUUUGGAUCCAAAGGACAGACUGAAAGUACUCUUAGUAAGAUAAUCUCAUUUUCAAAGGAUAUGAAUUAAGGGCAUGCCUAUUAAAUGUUGGUUUUUAUAGUGCACCCUAUAAAAUUAAUAGCACUGAACUGAAAUUAGAAGUGUGCCAUCAGAAGCCAUGAUGCUUGGCAUGGUGGCAUGGUGCACCUUUCAAAAUGACACCUGUUAACUCAUUAUUUUCUUCAGCAGGAUCCCUGCGUUAGAUUUCCCUAUUUAUCUGUCCAUCGGAAAAGCAUAGGAGUCAUGGUAGCAGCCCUCUGAAAAAUGAUCCUUACUCAUUAUUUGAGAGUAUUUCUUAGCAUUGUUCAGUGUACUCCAUUCAUUUAAUUUGUGUGUAGUUACUUGAACUCAGAAUAUUGGCUCAGUAUUGGUGUGCCAAGCAAUGGCUCUGCUGCUUAUGGUACAGACUUAGUGUCCUCCUUACUGUUCCAACUUUAAUGCAGUAAGUGCUGUAAUGUGGGGGUUGCUCUUUAUUCAGAAACUACUGUCCUUUCUCUGUGCUUAACUUGCUAAAAGUAUAUUCCCUUACCUGUGUAAUUCCCGAGCGGUGCUCUGCUGACUUGAGAGAGGAGGGGUUUGGAUGGCUGUCACUACACACUGGAUCUGGAAUUGUCCAGUGUUGUGAGUGGCAGAUUCUUAAACACCAGCAGCACUGAGAAGUGCACUACAGGCAUUCAUACAGUUAGUUGUCCAAAUGCAGCAGUACUUUCACCCAAAAGAAGCUGAGGUAUGUUGGGUUCAAUAGGAGUACUUUGAGUAUCUCAAGGAGGGCAAAUGAUGAACUCUUGUAUCUGAAGUAGAGUAGCCUUGCCUCUCUCUCUCUCUCUCUCUCUCUCUCUCUCUCUCUCUCUCUCUCUCUCUCUCUCUCUUUCUCUCUCCCCUCUCCCCCUCUCCCCUCCCUCUCUCCCUCUUUCUCCCUCUCCCUCCCUCCCCACCCCCCUCUCUCUGGUUUUAAAGAGAAAUAUAUAUAUACAUACAUACGUACACACACACACCCACACACACACACACACACCCUUUCUCUCUUAAAAGGCCAGGAUGUUUGAUUAUAUUGACCAGAGAUUAAGUCGUAUCUAGUUUUCAACUGUAUAAGUGCCAAGUAAUUGUCCAUGGACUUUUUACCAUUUGAUUAGGGAAAAGAUUUUUUUUUUUUGUUUCCUGGCAUUACGUUGAUUAAUUUAUUGUUUUGCAUACACUUGAGUCAUUCUGUGGCCUAUAUAGUGUUUUUGUAACUAUAACUAUACAGUGGUCUAAAAGCAAAGCACAUGAUCCUAAAACUAAGCAAGUUGUUUUAGUAAUUUUCCCCAUGAACACUUGAUAAUUUCUAUUAAUUCUAAGCAGUUAAUUUCUAUUAAUUCUAAGCAGAUUCUAUUGUUUUAGGUUGUGUAUUUUUUAUUUUUCCCCCUCAGAAAAAGCCAAGCACUAAAUCAGCUUGUGUUCUGCUAAUCAUUUACAAUCUAAGCUUUUCUCUUUCUUCUUUUCUUAGAGGAUUUAAUGAAGUGCCAUGUAAUUGUAGCUUACUAAUUAAUGUUUGAUAGACUGGUUCUGUGAUAUUCUCAACAUUUAACUCUUUCUUGUCAUCUCUGGAGAAGAUGGUUCUACUCUCAUUCUCUCUGAUAAAAUCACCAGCUGCUUUAUUUUUCUAUUUAUUAUACAGUUGAUAAAGUCUGGAUCUUGACUGAACUGCUCAGCUGAGAUGUUUUCAUAGUGGACACUGUAGAAAAAUGUGUGUGCAAAAGGACACAGUUGGGUGGUGGUAUUCUUUUCAUUAAUGUGAACAUUGACUAAACAAAGCAGUCCUGCCUUUUAAAUCUUGUGGCAGCUCAGAAGGGAGGUGCUUAAGAACCUUAACUAUUAUGUCAGAUGACAAAAUACUUUUUUUCCAUUUUGGAGAUUGGGUACUGCUCACACAUGAUGUAUAGGGCUAAAUAUAUGCUUGUUUCCUUGCACCUGUGUACUCUUCCCCUUCUCUCCCACUUUUCCUUUCCCUGUAGGCAAUAAAUGGCCAUUUUGCAACCGCAUA